Messenger RNA from Colossoma macropomum (tambaqui), 930 nucleotides. RefSeq names its product H-2 class II histocompatibility antigen, E-D beta chain-like. The transcript has 6 exons. Gene Ontology annotation, molecular function: MHC class II protein complex binding. Gene Ontology annotation, biological process: immunoglobulin production involved in immunoglobulin-mediated immune response; positive regulation of T cell activation; immune response. The coding region runs from base 1 to 798 and encodes 265 amino acids. The record is from RefSeq and is a predicted model, not a curated record. Gene Ontology annotation, cellular component: MHC class II protein complex; membrane. Lineage: Eukaryota; Metazoa; Chordata; Actinopteri; Characiformes; Serrasalmidae.
AUGAACUGGAACUCACUCUCUGAAACUCUCUCAGUUGUUACUGAAUGUAGAGACACAAUGAUCCGGAUUCUGCAGCUGCUGCUCACACUGACUCUGUCUAUAAGGACAGAUGGGUAUUAUACGUACACGACAGAUGAAUGUAUCACCAGUUCACCAGAUCUGUCGGAUGCGGAAUUCAUCAGGACCACGUAUUUUAAUAAGGAUCCAGUGGCACGGUUUAACAGCACUGUGGGGGAGUAUGUAGGGUUCACUGCGCUCGGAGUGAAGAAUGCAGAGCGCUUUAACAAGGGACCUGAAGUAGCGCAGAUGAGAGCUGAGCUGGAGAGAUACUGCAAACCCAAUCUACAAAUAGACUACUCUAAUGUUCUGGAGAAAACAGUGAAGCCAAGGGUCAAACUUGUGUCAGAAAAGCCGGGCAAUGGUGGUCAUCCAGCCAUGCUGAUGUGCAGCGCGUAUGGCUUCUACCCCCCAGCCAUCGAUGUGUACUGGCUGAAAGACGGUAAAAAGGUGACCCAUGCUGUGACCUCCACUGCAGAGAUGGCUGAUGGAGACUGGUACUACCAGAUCCACUCCCACCUGGAGUACACGCCCACAUCUGGAGAGAAGAUCUCCUGUGUGGUGGACCACGCCAGCUCCAAGGAGCCCAUCAUCUACAACUGGGAUGGCUCUCUUCCUGAGUCUGAGAAGAACAAGAUUGCUAUUGGAGCUUCAGGGCUGGUGUUGGGGAUCAUCCUGUCAGCUGCUGGAUUCAUCUACUACAAGAAGAAAUCCUCAGGGCGGAUCCUGGUGCCGAGUUAAGCUCUGGUCUUUGUGAUGUUGAGGACUCACCUUUAAUCUCAGGUGGUGAAGCAGGAGUCUACAACAGAUUUUGUCAUCUGCAUCCUGUUCAUAGAAUACAUUUUACACAGCUGUUUUAUUUCUAAGACUCUU